UAUACCCUACCUCUUUGUUUAAUGCGGUAAAAACGCCCACUAAACCUUAUUUACCUUUUACGACAUCAUUAUGCUUUACGGCGUAUGAUAGAAGUUGAGCCACAGCGCCAUCAUGAGGUGGCAGCGAGGUUUGGUUUUUCCGUAAAUAGCUGCAGUCACUUGAUCUGUUUUCCUUCAGUUCUAACUGGAAAAUCAAAUAAGAAGGCGGGUUGAAAAACGUAUUUACGACAUGGAAGAAACGGAAAUGUCCUUUUGCUCAUUCUCUGGUGGAGAAGAAUACAAAAAUCACUUUAAGCCGGGUAUAUAUGUGUGUGCAGAAUGUGGACAUGAGCUGUUUUCCAGCAUGUCAAAGUUUGAGCACUCUUCUCCUUGGCCAGCCUUCUCUGCAACAAUCCACGAGAACAGCGUUACCAAACACCCUGAAGCAUGGGGACCCAUAAAGGUGUCCUGUGGGAAAUGUCACAGUGGACUAGGCCACGAGUUCCUGUAUGAUGGACCAAAAGAAGGCCUGUCACGCUUUUGAAUAUUCAGCAGCUCACUCAAGUUCAUCCCUAAUGAAUAGUUGACAUGGACAUAAAGGUGAGCUGUAAGAGGCCCACUGCUGCUGAAAAAAUGAGGAGCUCUAGGACAAAGCCUUGACGGACUCCUGGGCUUUGAUGGGACUUGGCUGCACUGAGGCAUGUAUGAACACAUUCAAAUACGUGAAAUUCACAGUACUUGAUAUGCAGAAAAGUGAGUUUGUGAUAGACCAUAUAAGACUACACAAUGGACAAAAGUAUAUGGACACCAUUAAGACACCUACAGGAAUUGAACAUUUGAGGUUGGACAACAUUUGUCAUCCCUGUCAACACUCACACACUUUAACCCAGAAACUUGUCUGUGUUGUCUUUGUACAUCAUUGAUAAGGGUUCCUGUCCUUUUGUCAUUGUGCAGCAACAUGCAGUUGCACCAUUUCACCAGCAGGUGGUGCUCCCCGACCUGUUUGCUUCAUGCCUUGAAACACUCAAGAUUUUUAAUUUGGAAAAUUCACCAACAUUCUUAAAUGAGUCUUUUUGAACGAGCAGUCUGCAUUAACUGGGAUAAAUGUGAGCACAUGGAGCAAUAUUACUGACACUUUUUUCCCCCUGAAUAAAUCCCAUUAUGCACCACAGCAUAUCCAUCUGUGAUUUUAAGAGGUCUCUAGUGUUCUUUUAUCCCGCCAAAGUUUGCCAGGUGAUGCAGCGGGCCUGCCUUUUUAGAACAUUGGCUCGUGGUGGAAUUCCAAACAAAGUGAGGCAAUGUGGGCGCAAGUUCAAAAACUGUGAGCAGGUGUGGGGACACCUGUAGAGUAUUACACCUCUCCGUUUUAUUGCCGCAUAGUUAAAUUAACGAUGAAAAGUAGCAAUAGUAAUGAUAAAAUACAAAUAAUACAUUUGGUAAAUUAUAGUAUUUGACUGAUAAUUAUCUUAUUCCCCAGAUGACAUAAAGAUGUACAUUUAUUGGAAAUGUUACAACCCAAUUUUCAAACGAAACUGACCUUUUAAUAAGCUAAACAAUCAGUGGUUGGCUUACAAAGACAUACUGCAAUGUACAAAUGGUCCAUAAAGGAAUGACGCAAUCCCAGGAGAGUGAAAUCUUCUUUAACUGCCAAAUGUCAUCUUUUCACUUUUUUUGCGCCCAAGUCUGCAGUCAAUUAAGAGUCGUCAGUUGAUGGUCCCGGAGUACCAUUUGCCUGGGAGCCCCAGCUCAUUCAUCCACUAAUACCUUCCUUGCCACUGAUUAGAUGUCUCUGUUGUGGUUCCUCUUUUAAAGUUGCCCCACACAGCUGGCACGCAGACCCCCACUGUCCUCAGGGGUGAGCAGUCUGGAUGAGGUAGGGGACUUGGAGCAACAAAGCCAGCAGACAGAAAUCCAGAAUUGAACCAGAUGUGAGAAUGACAUAUGGGGGAGGAAAAGAGAAAAGGGAGGGGAGUAAUUAACGUGCGCUAUCUGCAGCCGAACACUCUUUUCUGGCUGGCAUGGGCACAGCAGCUGCAUCGCCAAGAGGAAGCAAACAGGAAGCAGGAAGUGGUAAUCCUCUGAUAGAAAUCGGGAGGCAGACUUGGACUGUGACCACACUUUUUUUUUUUUCUUCUUCUUCUUCACUGAUCUCUGAGGCUCAUCCUGAAUGUGAAUCCGUAAUUAUGUCAAACCAGCGGAGCAUUCCAGAGGCCCGAAGGCCGAGCCUGGAGCUUGCCACUGAACAAUACACAGGACAGCUUGUUUUGAUUGUAACAUUUAUGAGGUGGCUGCGUCAAAGCAGGCUUGUUUAUGAGACACUACUGCACCUGCUUCUGUUUUGAGCCGCACAGAAACAAAAAACGUGUCCGCAUGCCAUGCCACGCCACGCCAUCCAAUUCAUAUGAUCCCAAAACAUCUUGUGGGCUCUGCCUGACAGAAGCUGAUGUGGAGGAUUAAAGCACCAGGAAGCCUCCCAUAUGAAGACUAUGUGGUGAAAAUGCCCUCCAUAUGUGUCCCGUCUCGGCAUAAUGAAGAAAAAGAUAAAUGAGGCUUUUAUAAGACAGGAUUUCUGCUUUGGAUCAAAAGAGAAAGAGACUGAAGGCGCUCCAAGUUCUUGCAUUUCGGUCGGGAGAACACAUGCUCGGAAAAGAAGGCACUUGAUCUAAAGAAUGAAUUCCACUUUUUCUUUGCCUUUUUCUUAUGGACCAAAAGAAAUUAUGAGAAAAUAUGACUAUAACCAUAGAGCCCUGGAUACAUAUAAAAUGGCACUAUGUGACAGUAGUCCGUCUCUGUCACGGGAAUUAUGUGUCUUCAAACAGUAUAGUUUAUUUUAAUUUCAUUAAUUUCAUUCAUGUACACUAAAGUUUUGUGAUGGGACCAAAUAAUGGACUUUAAACAACAACUCAGCAUGCAUUGUCUUCCUCUUUAGAAGUUCUACUGUAUUUCAAGGCCAUGCUAGCCAUUAGGUAGUUAGCAACAAUAUGCUCAAUUGUUAUGAAAAGUAAACUGAUUUGCUAAAAUAAUACUUAAGAUUACAUUAAGAUUUAUUGUUAAUGUAUGUUUCCCAUGCAUGUCUUACAAUAUGACAAUUUGUUUCAGUGGUAACUUAUUUGAAUGACUUUAACUG
This is a messenger RNA of Doryrhamphus excisus (bluestripe pipefish), 3106 nucleotides long. Lineage: Eukaryota; Metazoa; Chordata; Actinopteri; Syngnathiformes; Syngnathidae. The record is from RefSeq and is a predicted model, not a curated record.